Molecule: messenger RNA, 2841 nt
Organism: Marasmius oreades (fairy-ring Marasmius)
Lineage: Eukaryota; Fungi; Basidiomycota; Agaricomycetes; Agaricales; Marasmiaceae
Exons: 4
Coding region: 1-2841 (946 amino acids)
Biological process (GO): protein phosphorylation
Molecular function (GO): ATP binding; protein kinase activity
Source: RefSeq, a predicted model, not a curated record
AUGGCCUCUCAGCCUCCCGUUCAUCAGCUCUACAAACGUCUUGAAACGGUCGGUAAGGGUGCUUACGGGUCCGUUUCAAAGGGCGUACACAUUCCCACUGGCAAGGUCGUUGCUCUCAAGAUCAUAAACCUCGAUACUCCUGAUGACGACGUGGAAGACAUCCAACGCGAAGUCUCUCUCUUGACGCAGCUUCGAGAUGCUCCUAAUAUCACGCAGUAUUACGGUUGUUACAUGGAUGGCCCUCGUGUGUGGAUUGUUAUGGAAUUGGCUCAGGGUGGGAGUGUACUGUCGUUGAUGAAGGCUUCUCCGGACGGGUGCUUGGAAGAGAAGUAUGUGUCUGUUAUCAUUCGCGAGGUCCUUGUUGCUCUCAGUUACCUCCAUAAAGUCCCGGUUAUACAUCGAGACAUGAAGGCAGCCAACAUUCUAGUGACAGCAACCGGGAAGGUCAUGAUAUGCGAUUUUGGAGUUUCUGCUCUUCUCGCGACAACUUCCAGUAAACGAAAUACUUUGACGGGAACCCCGUAUUGGAUGGCUCCAGAGGUUGUCCAGACGACCCCUGCUUACGACACAAAGGCCGACAUUUGGAGCUUGGGUAUCAUGAUCUACGAGAUGAUUAAAGGCAGCCCUCCUCAUUCCCACCUUGACAAAUUUACGGUCAUGGACCUGAUUCCGCGUGCAAAACCACCUCGCCUCAUGGAUAACGAGGGUAGCAAGGACAUGCGAGAUUUCAUGUCCUUUUGUUUGAAAGAAGUUCCAACGGAACGUCUUCCUGCAGAUGAACUUUUGAGAACGAAGUGGAUAAAGUCCGUUCAGAAGGUUCCGGUAUCUUUCUUACAGGAUCUGGUUCGCCGUUUGCAGCAAGCAGGCCCAAGAGCUAGUUUGGCCGGACCUUUAGACUGGGAACAACAGGAGUUUGGUGAUCGUGAUAUCGAUGAAGAAUUGUGGGAAUUUGAAACCGUCCGGGGCAGGCCAACUCAGCUCACCACCGAAGAGGAAUUCGAAACAGGCAUGACAGAACGGUCACAUCCACAGGCAACUAUUCACACGAAUUCCGCCAAUCCUCUACCUUCUUCGUUACGAGGUUUGUUUGGGGACGACCUGUCGAAUAAUCAGAAUAAUAUCCGCCCACCCGGCUUUGUGACACCCAACGCCGCCAGUCCACCCCAUGCGCCUUCACCUUCACCCUUGCCGACGGCCACUCGUGCACCAAAACAACCACUUUUUUUGGAAAUCAAUGAUGAAGAGAGAACCCAUACAAAUAAUUUUGUUUUUCCCCGAUCCGGAGCACGUUCAAAGUUGCAACUCGCCAGUAAUACAAAUUCUCCUGACGAUGAGGCACUACCAUCCCCAGAACAGAACUUGACACUACACAACGCUAGCACUAUCGACGACCAUUCUCCGGCAGAUGACCGUGAUUCAGACUCACCGCUGACCGCUGGCACCGUCCGAUCCUAUCGUGAUAUUCGCUCUUUACGAGGCUUGCCCGAUAUCGCAAUACCCCCUCCUACCACCAAUGGUGCAGCCAUCAAUAUAGCCAGUACCCCCCCUUCGGAUACCCCCUCAUCAGUCAUGUCGGCAUCCUCUCCAGAUUUAUUUGCUUCAAUCCCCCGGCCCGUCAUCACACGAAAGCGCUCGAAGAGUAAUGCGGAUGGCUUCAACGCACGCACGGGCGGCCUUUCUGUACGGCGAGACGUGGACAUGAACCUCGCCACAGCUGGUGCUUUUCAGUUCCCGCCAUCCACCAAGGGCUCGACCUCAUCGUCGACCUCAACCCCGGUGGUUGUACCAUUGCAAUCAACCAGAAACUCUCCCAAUCAUUCAAGCACGCAACAUUCGCCCGUUGUCCAUCAGGCUGCGUAUUCAUUGGAUGCUCCGGGGCGUCGUUAUGCGAACGCCAGUCCACGCUCUCCACCCUCUAUCUCGAGGACUCGAUCGGCUACGACACUCCCUGAAAAUGCCAUGGCUGCAGCAAGUCUUAGUGGAACAGAACUGGCCGAUUUUCCCCUUGUUCCUCCUGUCAAGCCAUUCGCAGAACAACGGAGGAAUCGAAGCGGAAGUGACUCCAGUUCUUCUAGUCGAACCGCCAUUAAUCUUGGGACCCCAGGACUUAAGGACGUCAUAAAGAUACCCUCACUAUCAUCGGAACAUCAACUAGGGCUUUCCGACCUAUUACCCCCUUCCCCAUCAACCGUCGUCAAUCCUCGAACUUUUGCACCUACACCCAGCCACCUUAACCCUUCGGUGGCAUUGCCAUCGCCUUCGAUAAUACCACUAUUAAAGGAGAAUGUAAACGGUGCGCCAGGCUCUUUUGCGUUAGGAUUGCCACGAACGAGUUCGCCUGCACCGCUGGAUCAUGAAGUGAACGCACAAUCCAAUCAGAGCGCUACCCUCUCCCAACAGGUAUCUCAUGCACGUGUUUCUUCAGUAUCCCACCAUCCAUCAACAUCUGUAACUUCAAACUCAUCAUUCAGCGGCAUUCCGGCCUUCACAUCGUUUGGUUUACCAGUUUUGCGCCCUGUAGACUUUGGUGCGCUAAUGACGACGGAGUCCACGCAUGCUGAGUUAGCAAGGACAAUUGAGGAUUUAGCUAAAUGUCUAGCUGUGGUGGAAAGUGGCCUUAGCGGGAUUUUGGAAGUUCAGAAUAGCCACGUCGAUCCGAUUGAGGAGGAGCAAGAGGAUUCCGGGAAUUUCAGUGAGAUUGACGAAGAUCCCAUUCACGCUGAGGCUGGUGUGAUUGACCUCGAGACUAACGUGGGUUCGGAUGUUGAUAUAGGGUCUUAUUUCCCGCCUGGUGCGGUACUUAACGAAAGAAGUGGAGGCGGGAUAUUGGCCGCUGGGUAA